Molecule: messenger RNA, 3264 nt
Organism: Euleptes europaea (tarantolino)
Lineage: Eukaryota; Metazoa; Chordata; Lepidosauria; Squamata; Sphaerodactylidae
Gene: DDX46
Product: DEAD-box helicase 46
Exons: 24
Coding region: 18-3170 (1050 amino acids)
Biological process (GO): mRNA splicing, via spliceosome
Cellular component (GO): nucleus
Molecular function (GO): ATP binding; nucleic acid binding; RNA helicase activity
Source: RefSeq, a predicted model, not a curated record
CUCCGGGCAGGGCCGCCAUGGGUCGGGAGUCCAGAUCAACAAAGCAACAGUUGUCCAAACAAAAACAGCAUUAUCGGAAGCGCUCCUCAUCACGAGGGCGCUCUGGUAGUCGUUCUAGGAGUCGUUCUCCAUCUGACAAAAGAGCAAAGCGUGGAGAUGAUAGACGUUCUAGAAGUAGAGACAGAGAUCGCAGACGUGAGAGAUCACGGAGCAGGGACAAGAGGCGAUCUCGGUCACGUGACAGGAAGCGUGUGAGGCGUUCAAGAAGUAGAGAGAGGGAACGGAGUAGAGAGAGGAGACGAUCACGGAGUAGAGAGAGAAGAAGAUCCAGAAGUCGCAGCAGAGGAAGGCGAUCCCGAUCUUCCAGCCCUGGCAAGAAUAAAAAAGUAGAAAACAGAUCACGAUCUAAAGAAAAGGUAGAAGGGGUAGAAGUUACCAAGGAGAAGAAAAAAGAGAAAGAAGACAAAGAAGAAGAAAAGGAUAAAGAUGUUAGCAAUUUUGAUCAGAACAAACUGGAAGAGGAAAUGAGAAAACGAAAAGAGAGAGUGGAGAAAUGGAGAGAAGAACAACGCAAGAAAGCAAUGGAAAAUAUAGGAGAAUUGAAAAAAGAAAUUGAAGAAAUGAAGCAAGGAAAGAAAUGGAGCUUAGAAGAUGAUGAUGAUGAUGAUGAGGAAACUGCAGAAGGGGAGAAGGAAGGUAACGAGAUUGAAGAUGAAGAAUUGGAUCCAUUAGAUGCAUACAUGGAAGAAGUUAAGGAGGAGGUCAAGAAAUUUAAUAUGAGGAGUGUCAAAGGUGGAGGCGGAAGUGAAAAAAAAACUGGGCCAACAGUUACUAAAGUUGUUACUGUGGUUAAAACCAAAAAAGCAUCUCCAGAGACAGAAAAGAAAAAAGGAGAGCUCAUGGUGAACGACCAAGAUGCAAUGGAGUAUUCCUCUGAAGAGGAGGAAGUUGACCUUCAGACUGCACUAACAGGCUAUCAGACGAAACACAGGAAACUGCUGGAACCAGUUGAUCACGGAAAGAUUGAAUAUGAGCCCUACAGGAAAAACUUCUAUGUUGAAGUUCCAGAGCUAGCUAAAAUGACUCAAGAAGAGGUGAAUGCAUAUCGGCUGGAAAUGGAAGGAAUUACUGUCAAGGGUAAAGGAUGUCCAAAGCCAAUCAAAACUUGGGUGCAAUGUGGCAUUUCUAUGAAAAUACUGAAUUCCCUGAAAAAGCAUGGCUAUGAAAAGCCUACCCCCAUCCAGGCUCAAGCUAUACCUGCAAUUAUGAAUGGACGUGAUUUAAUUGGCAUUGCAAAAACAGGAAGUGGGAAGACUAUUGCUUUUCUGUUGCCCAUGUACAGGCACAUUAUGGAUCAGAGGUCAUUAGAGGAAGGAGAAGGUCCAAUAGCUGUCAUCAUGACUCCUACUCGAGAGCUGGCUUUACAGAUUACAAAGGAGUGCAAGAAGUUCUCAAAGCCACUCGGGCUUCGAGUUGUGUGUGUAUAUGGAGGAACAGGAAUAAGUGAACAGAUUGCUGAACUUAAAAGAGGUGCUGAAAUAAUUGUUUGCACACCUGGCCGGAUGAUUGACAUGUUAGCAGCUAAUAACGGUCGAGUGACAAAUCUUCGGAGAGUGACGUAUGUUGUCCUUGAUGAAGCUGACAGAAUGUUCGACAUGGGCUUUGAGCCUCAGGUAAUGCGCAUUGUCGACAAUAUAAGGCCUGAUCGCCAGACUGUUAUGUUCUCUGCUACUUUUCCUAGAGCUAUGGAGGCUUUAGCUCGUCGAAUAUUAAACAAGCCAAUUGAGGUCCAGGUUGGUGGCAGGAGCGUUGUCUGUUCUGAUGUAGAACAGCAAGUGAUUGUCAUAGAGGAAGAGAACAAGUUCUUGAAGCUGCUUGAACUCCUGGGACAUUAUCAGGAAAAAGGAGCCGUCAUCAUAUUUGUAGAUAAGCAAGAACAUGCUGAUGGAUUGCUGAAAGACUUAAUGAGAGCCUCUUAUCCCUGCCUGUCACUUCACGGAGGUAUUGAUCAGUAUGAUAGAGACAGCAUAAUCAAUGAUUUUAAGAGCGGAGUAUGCAAACUUCUUGUGGCCACAUCUGUAGCAGCCCGAGGCCUUGAUGUGAAACACCUCAUGCUUGUAGUCAACUACAGUUGUCCCAACCAUUAUGAGGAUUACGUACACAGGGCAGGCAGAACUGGACGAGCAGGCAACAAAGGGUAUGCAUAUACUUUCAUUACUGAAGAUCAAGUACGAUAUGCAGGUGAUAUAAUUAAAGCUCUGGAGUUGUCAGGUACUCCAGUUCCUGCAGAGUUGGAGAAACUUUGGAAUGAUUUCAAAGAUCAACAGAAGGCUGAGGGAAAGACAAUUAAAAAGAGUAGUGGUUUCUCUGGCAAAGGGUUCAAAUUUGAUGAAACGGAGGAGGCCUUGGCUAAUGAGCGAAAGAAACUACAAAAAGCAGCGCUUGGCUUGCAAGAUUCUGAUGAUGAGGAUACAGCAGUUGAUAUUGAUGAACAGAUUGAGAGCAUGUUCAAUUCAAAGAAAAGAGUGAAGGACAUGGCAGCACCAGGCGGGACAUCCAAUGUUCCUGCCCCGACUGCUGGAAAUGCAGAAAAAUUAGAAAUUGCUAAGAGGUUGGCAUUGAGAAUCAAUGCACAGAAGAAUCUUGGAGCCGAGGCACAAGUAUUGGUCUCUUUUCAAUUUAAGGAUGUGAUGCAGCAAGCGACAAAUGCUAUCCUGAGAGGUGGCACAAUUCAAGCUCCGACCGUGUCUGCAAAAACCAUCGCUGAGCAACUGGCUGAGAAGAUCAAUGCCAAACUCAAUUAUGUGCCAAUAGAGAAACAAGAGGAAGAAAAGCAGGAGGGGGGACAAAAUGAGUCUUUUAAGAGAUAUGAGGAAGAAUUGGAGAUCAAUGACUUCCCACAGACUGCUCGGUGGAAGGUAACGUCCAAGGAAGCACUGCACAGAAUAAGUGAAUAUUCUGAAGCUGCCAUUACAAUCAGAGGAACGUAUUUUCCUCCAGGCAAAGAGCCCAAGGAGGGAGAACGAAAAAUUUACUUGGCUAUAGAGAGUGCCAAUGAAUUAGCUGUGCAGAAAGCAAAAGCCGAAAUCAGUAGACUCAUCAAAGAAGAGCUCAUCAGAUUGCAAAAUUCAUACCAACCAACCAACAAAGGAAGAUACAAAGUUUUAUGAAUGCUUGGAGUAAUCUAUCAGUUGCUGAUUUGUGAAUCUUCGUGGUUUCUCUUAUCUUUGCUAUUUACACUGCUUAUUGUAAAUUAAGGGUGUU